This is a messenger RNA of Dovyalis caffra, 521 nucleotides long. NCBI's taxonomy places the organism in Eukaryota, Viridiplantae, Streptophyta, Magnoliopsida, Malpighiales, Salicaceae. The record is from the annotation of a GenBank genome assembly.
GUCAUCUCACAUCUAAGAGUGAUGUCUAUAGCUUUGGGGUAGUGUUACUGGAAAUGUUGACUGGUCGAAGAUCCAUGGACAAAAAACAACCAAAUGGUGAGCAUAAUCUGGUGGAAUGGGCACGGCCACACCUUGGGGAGAGGAGAAGAUUCUACCGAAUGAUAGAUCCUCGUCUUGAAGGACGCUUCUCUAUCAAAGGUGCUCAGAAGGCAAUCCAGUUGGCUGCACACUGCCUUAACCGUGAUCCAAAAGCCAGACCUCUGAUGAGUGAAAUUGUUGAAGCCCUGAAGCCUCUGCCUUACCUCAAGGACAUAGCCUGUUCUUCAUCCUACUUUCAGGCCAUGCAAUCAGAGCGUGGCAGCUCCAAUCCAAAUGCUCAGAAUGGAAGUAGAGUGCGGCCAGGUUUGUCAAGGAAUGUGCAACCAACAAAUAGCUUCCUGAAAUUCAAUGGUCACCGUGCCUCUCCAUGUCAUGGUAACAUUUAUCACCGGUCAUCCAUUCCCAAAGUUGGAGAACCAUAG